This is a messenger RNA of Camelus dromedarius (Arabian camel), 7369 nucleotides long. It is a transcript of the gene DLD, whose product is annotated as dihydrolipoamide dehydrogenase. The transcript has 14 exons. The record is from RefSeq and is a predicted model, not a curated record. The coding region runs from base 102 to 1628 and encodes 508 amino acids. Gene Ontology annotation, molecular function: dihydrolipoyl dehydrogenase (NADH) activity; flavin adenine dinucleotide binding. Gene Ontology annotation, cellular component: mitochondrion; oxoglutarate dehydrogenase complex. NCBI's taxonomy places the organism in Eukaryota, Metazoa, Chordata, Mammalia, Artiodactyla, Camelidae.
AGCCGCGCUUGUGCAUGCGCAGGGCGGGGAGACCUUGGCGAGGCUGCGGCGACGGUGAGCGGAGGUGAAAACCUUGGCGGAAAGGAAAGUCUAGCGGCGAGAUGCAGAGCUGGAGUCGCGUGUACUCUUCUUUGGCCAAGAGAGGCCAUUUCAGUCGAAUAUCUCAUGGUCUGCAAGGAGUUUCUGCAGUGCCGCUGAGAACUUAUGCAGAUCAACCAAUUGAUGCUGAUGUAACAGUGAUAGGCUCUGGUCCUGGAGGAUAUGUCGCUGCUAUUAAAGCUGCCCAGUUAGGCUUCAGGACAGUCUGCGUUGAGAAAAAUGAAACACUUGGUGGAACAUGCUUGAAUGUUGGUUGUAUUCCUUCUAAGGCUUUAUUAAAUAACUCUCAUUAUUACCAUUUGGCCCAUGGAAAAGAUUUUGCAUCUAGGGGAAUUGAAAUGUCUGAAGUUCGCUUGAAUUUAGAGAAGAUGAUGGAGCAGAAGAAUAAUGCAGUAAAAGCUUUAACGGGUGGAAUUGCCCACUUAUUCAAACAGAAUAAGGUUGUUCAUGUGAAUGGCUAUGGAAAGAUAACUGGGAAAACUCAGGUCACCGCUACGAAAGCCGAUGGCAGCACUCAAGUUAUUGACACAAAGAACAUUCUUAUAGCCACAGGUUCAGAAGUUUCUCCUUUUCCUGGAAUUACGAUUGACGAAGAUACAAUAGUGUCAUCUACAGGUGCUUUGUCUUUAAAAAAAGUUCCGGAAAAGAUGGUUGUCAUUGGUGCAGGAGUAAUUGGUGUAGAAUUGGGUUCAGUUUGGCAAAGACUUGGUGCAGACGUGACCGCAGUUGAGUUUUUGGGUCAUGUUGGUGGGAUUGGAAUUGAUAUGGAGAUAUCCAAAAACUUUCAACGCAUCCUUCAAAAGCAAGGAUUUAAAUUUAAAAUGAACACGAAAGUUACUGGUGCUACGAAGAAGUCAGAUGGAAAAAUCGAUGUAUCCAUUGAAGCUGCUUCUGGUGGUAAAGCUGAGGUUAUCACUUGUGAUGUACUCCUGGUUUGCAUUGGCCGACGACCCUUUACUCAGAAUUUGGGACUAGAAGAACUUGGAAUUGAACUAGAUCCUAGAGGUAGAAUUCCAGUGAAUACUAGAUUCCAAACUAAAAUUCCAAACAUCUAUGCAAUUGGUGAUGUGGUUGCCGGCCCAAUGCUGGCACACAAAGCAGAGGAUGAAGGCAUCAUCUGUGUUGAAGGGAUGGCCGGGGGCGCCGUGCACAUUGACUACAAUUGUGUCCCGUCGGUGAUCUAUACACACCCUGAAGUUGCCUGGGUUGGCAAAUCGGAAGAGCAGUUGAAAGAAGAGGGUGUUGAGUACAAAGUUGGGAAAUUCCCAUUUGCUGCUAACAGCAGAGCGAAGACCAAUGCUGACACAGACGGCAUGGUGAAGAUUAUUGGGCAGAAGUCGACAGACAGAGUAUUGGGAGCACAUAUUCUCGGACCUGGUGCCGGUGAAAUGAUAAAUGAAGCCGCUCUUGCACUGGAAUAUGGAGCGUCCUGUGAAGAUAUAGCCAGAGUCUGUCACGCACAUCCGAGCGAGGAAUACAUAACAGGAGUUCUGGAGACUGGAGCAACUGAACAGCCACUGAAAUGGUGAAGGUGGCUCAGGCCGCAUCCUUCCUCCUUAAUCUCCACCUUGGACUCCAAGUGGGAGGUGAUUUUGGGGGCGGAUUUGUGGAGGAUACUGACCUACCAAACAGAAGGGUAAUACAGCCUGUUUGCAGAAAUAACAGAAGGGAGGGUCCCCAUGGAGGCAGUCCACUUGCUUAUAAAUCCAUCUGUAACAAAGACUGUUAUUUUCAGUAUAAAGGGAUUCAUGAAUGCUAAAUCAGGGAAAGUAACAAUGCAUUUAAGAAUUGUACUAAAUGUAUAUUUAUAUAAAAGCACAGUACUUUAUUUUAACUCCAUACAAAAAGUGGUGAUUAAAAACAUUAAAUAGAUAAGGAGUUUUAUUUUGAAGAUCAUUAAGUCAGUUUUUAAAACGUAGCGAUUUGGCUUUGGUUACUUCAGCCCCUUUAUACUUACAGCUCCCGCCGCCUGUGUUACAAGCAGGUGCUAUAAACAGCGACUUUCUGGCUUAUAUCUUUUAGGAGUGAACGGACUUCUCCUUCCAAUCUUACUAAUUCUUGAGCUUUAUCUUCUAAAUAUUUUUGAUUGUCCUCAUACUUUCUUUCUAAAUCUGGAAGAUAAAAAGAAGAGGUCUGAGCAGUUACACUAUGAAGACCUCGAGAUCAAAUACCGAUCCUUUCUGCCUGUAAGUUAAGUGCCUAAGAGAAAGUGAAUCGACUUUUGCCUUUUAAGUAAGCUGCCCUAAUUUUAAAAUGCUUAAUAAAAUCAUGAGCCUAAGUGAAAAAGAAAAAUCUACCUUUCAGGAGUUGCAGCUUGCUGUUUGCUUGAGCCAAAAGCGUUUUUGCUUCAUUUUGUAGCAUUUCGGCUUUCCUUCGUGCAUCAGCCGACUCUUCAGUUUUUUUGGCAAUUAAAUUUUCUACUUUCUUAUACUUUUCAUCAAGUUCACCGUCGAGAGUCUGAAGUUCCACAUUUAGGCACAAAGAGGUAAUACUAUUAGUGACAUUUAAUAGUAGUAGUAUAGAUAGAACUUGCUUGGUAAGCAUUCUGAAUUAAAGGCCACCACCAAGAGGACUCUGCUUUUGGGGUUGUAUUAGGUCACAGGCUUGGUAUUUGUCCAAGGUGUUGUAAGAGAAUUGUAUGGAGGGAGAGUUAGAGAAGCAGGUUUUCUCAAAGGUAGGUGUGCUAAGAUCCAAAUAUUUAGACAUCAAAAAAAGUUUUGAAAAAAUGGGAGGACCAUCUGGAUCUAGACUAAUCAGGAAAUCAGAGGGAAAAGGACAAGAUUGUAGCACAUGUAGGGUUGGUGUGGGUCUGGAAAGAUGGUUGCAAGUAAUUCUUUUGAAAGACACUGAAUAGUAGCGAUUGAUGGAGGAAUUUCAUGUCAACGGGUUUUGUUCCUCUUAACUGCACUCAAAUUUUAUUAUUUAUGCAGAAUGCUCUGUAAGAAGACUACUUGGGAGAUUUAUGCUUUCAGACCUGUAGGAAACUACAAAGAACGAGAGACAGAUGUGACAGUGAACUUUUCUUUCUCUCUUCUCCAACCCAGCAGUGUAAGGAAGUCACCCGUAUGUAAUGCCUAAAAGCUAUAGUAACUUCCAGGAAAAAUCUUGACUUCAUUUUAAUUUAUAACUCCCUGUAUUCAUUUAACAGUUUCAGCACUCCCCUGAGAAGUUUAAAAAAGCUUCUUUAGAGAGAAGUAUUUGCUUAUACAAAUUAAGAAAUUAAAUGUGUUUUAAUGAUUACCUGGCUUCUAGUGAAAAAUUUGGGUUUGAGAUUUUUCACUGCAAAAUACACUAUGAGAAGCCAGGGGUGGUUAAUUCCAAAUGAACACAGAAGAGGCGAGAUGUGGUUGCCGCCUAGCUGUUCUGUGAGGAUGAUCUUUAUGGCAAACAGUAAUUACCUGGCCAUUUGAGAAAUCUUUAAAGGUAGGGUAGAAAAUGCUUUAAGAAUUCCUAAUUAAAAUACAGAAAUACAAGCUCAGUAUGCCUGUUUAACCGGUAAGUUAAAUUUCAUUUUUCUAAACUCUUAGCCACUUUUGGGAUUUAAGUGCUUACAUCACACUUAAGGAUACUUUAAUAUCCACUCCCGUUCUUUCCCAUCUGUCUCUCUGAAGACUGCUAUUUCACAAUAGGUCAUUUGGGAUGUUUCUGAUGAAUAACCAUGUUAGGUCCAUGUCCCCUGUUAAUUCCAAGGAAGUCAAAGGGGAGAAUAGUUGCUCCUUUAUCAACAUACCUAUGAAGUUAGAAAGAUUUCCUUACCUUCUUAACAUCUUCUGCACUUUGUUUCACACUGUAUACUACUUUUUCAAUAUAUUCUGCCUCCCCGGAGUUCUGGGCAGCUUUCCGCUUAAGUUCUUCCACGUUCCUCUCUAGCUCACUGAGGCGCUGGGAGGCAUUGAACAAAGUUUCCUCAGAAGCUGCGGUUUCAGAUUCAAUCUGAAAGUAUAAGGUCAGUCAUCCAGUAAGACGUUAAUUCAAGAAGCGGUAGGAAGUGCUCUGAGUACAAGUUAGAGGAAGAUUUCAAAUGCUUCUAUGCCACUGCUCUGGAAAAGAAUUACUAAAAAGAAAAUACCAUUUCAAGAACAGUUAGUUAUUGCUACAUCUCAUAUAUUACAUUUAUUGUUUUGGUAAUUCUCAUGUAGAGUUUUCCCUUACUGAACCAGGCCCAGGUAGCUUGAUCUGUUGAGAAAGCAUUUUAAGGGCACCUGCAACCUUUGGCUAAACAGCAUUCACCAAUAAGCAGAUGUGGGUGAGGAGACGGCUUUUCCACCUAAGUUUCUAAAUUAAUGGGGGGGGGGAAACUCCCCAGUCACCAUUAGUUUUUUUCCAUCAACUCCAGUAGUGGCGGUUAUACAACUUUUGAAACUACCUGGAGAGUUAAAACUGAGAGGUUACUGUAGGGUUGUGAGAUGGCAUGUGGCCUGGGAAGUCACAGCUGGAAGCUAUAGAUACUCAAAAUUAUUUAGGGAAAAAGUGUCUCAUCUGGGCAGCUGGUGAGGAGCCAUGCUUGAUCUCUCUUCAAAGUACUCCAUAAAUACUGAUUUUUAAAUUUAAGAAAGAAAAGUGGCUGGGGAGCUGUCUGGUCUUAGUUUACUGACAGUAAAUAGAAUAGGGGAAGAUGGGUUUGUAUCAACUAAUGGUGUGGAAAGCAGGUUGAAACCCACCUCCCAGGUUUUAAACAUUAGGGGUUGUCGGCUUGAGAAGGAUAAACACCAAGUAACAGGAGCCUCUAAUGUCACAGUACGUUCUGAGGAGGUGAGUGUGGAUGAAAUGAGUCAUCAUUUUUACCUGUUUUCGUAACAAAUGAACUUUCCUAAAAUUGGAAGGAAAAAUUUGCCUACAGAACAGUUUUGAAAAAUGUUUGCAUUACUUUUGAGAGAUGAGAUUUUUAGAAUACAGCAGACUAAAUCCAUGUGAAAAGUUUUAGUGGGGAUCUUAAAUAUCUGGGAGACUCUAAGGAUAUUUUGCUUAUAAAUUAAUUUUUCAGUGCGUUCUGAACAAGACUGUUCAGCUGUAAGAUCUCGGGUAGUUUCCUCCAAAACUGGGUAUUGGAAGCAGACAUUUUGACCUUUGUUGCUUUCCAGUGGUUUUCAAAACUAUAGUAAUGUUUCUGUGAAUGAGCACCCAGUAGGUCUUGAGACACUGGUCUUAAUCAUAGAGUUAUUUUGGGGCUGCUUUAAAUAACACAGCAGGACUUUUCUAACUUGGAUUUGGAAAUUAACACUAUGGAUCAUACUACCGAAUAAGGCUGUGUGACUCCUUGAAGGAAUAGGAAAUUAUGUUUUUAUCUUAGGCUUUUUUUGGAGCUGAAAAUGAAAGGGGGCUUAUGUUUGUCUUCAGAGUCCUUUUUCUUCCUCGAAACUGUUAACACUUUUAGCAUCUGUUUAGCUAUAAAGGGCUCCGUCAAUGUUCAGUAGUAACUGACGAGCGCACUUCUCUUGUGCCAGACUGCGUGACUGUUUUCUGACACACACACAAGUGACUGCCAGCGCUUACUGAAGUCAGCAGGUUCUGGGUUCCUUGGAUGUCUUCAUCUGCUUGUUUAAGGGCCUUCUCUGCUGCAACCUGGGCCUUUUCUGCUUCUUCCAGAGCUGCUUUCACCAUUUCUGCCGUGACUUUAACAUCUGUUGCGCUUUUGCUGAGUGAAAGAAUGAGACAAUACCUGUGAACAUGAAAGUACUUCUCCUCAGAAGAGAACAUUUCUUUUGAAGAACAGGCUUCCCAGAGAGACUCACAACUCAGAGAGCACUUGUAGAAAUUUCACUAGUUAAAGAAACGCUUUUUCACUCCCUGCUGGAUACAUGAAAUAAGCCCCCCUAGAUGCCAUGCUGUGUUCUGAUACCUGGCUCUUUGAGCUUCCUCUAGCAGCAGCUCAGCUCGGGCGAUGUCGGCAGCGCUCUGCUGUAGAAUGACCUCUACUUGAGAAAGGCUUUCAACCCGCUGACGAAUAUCUUCCGUCAAGUUCUGUAACUGCUCGGGGGUGCUAGGCAUUUCCAUUCGCAGCACUUCAUUAGCAACGGCUUCAAUGCUGUCCAGAUCAGCACUGUCCUCUGUUAGAAGUAGAGAUGUUCCCGUGAAGAGGUGGAAACCGUGGGUGGCUCCCCCAUUCAGACACGGUACGGCGGAGGGGGCUAGCGUCUGACUGUCUGUCUGUCUUGACGAGGAGGUGGCUAGUGUCUCAAUCUAUCUAUCUUUCUGUCUGGAGGAGUCUAGUGUGUCUUUCCUUCUGUGUGUCCAUCUACUGGAGAAGGAGGCUAGAGUGUGUAUGUCUGUCUGUAUAUCUAUCUACUGGAGGAGGAGUCUAGUGUGUGUGUGUCUACGUCACUGUCUAUGUAAUAGAAGAGGACAAGGUCGCUAGUGAGUCUGUAUCUUUGUCCGUCUAUCUACCUGUUGGAGGAGGAAGAGGUUAGUGUGACUGUAUCUUUCUGUCCGUCUAUGUGUUUGUGUAUCACUAGAGGAGGAGGAGCGGUCUAGUCUGUCUAUCUAUGUGUAUCUACUGGAGGAAGAGGCGGAGGCUAGUGUCUUCCUGUCUGUCCAUCUGUCUAAUGGAGGAGGAGGUGGCUAGUGUGUCUGUAUUUAUCUGUAUGUCAGCUACCUGUCUACUGGAGGUGGAGGAGGAGGGUUGUGUGUCUCUUUGUCUUUCUGUCUAUCUAUUUAAUGGAGGAGGCGGCUAGUGUCUAUCCAAUGGAGUAGGGGGAGGCUAGUGUGUCUAUCUGAGGAGAAGGUGGUCAGUGUGUCUCUCUAAUGGAGGAGUCUAGUGUCUGCCUAUGUUUCUUUCUGAAAAAAGGGGGCUUCUGUCUCUAUCUUUCUACCUGUCUGCGUGUCUCGAGAAGGCUAGUGUCUAAGUGUGUUUCUGUGUGGAGGGAGGAGGUUGAGGCUGGUGCCGCUGGCCAUGUAUUUUUUUGUCUGGAGGAGCAAGCCAGGCUCCGUCAGUCUCUGUCUUUUUGUUGGAUGAUGGAGCAAGUACUGUGUCUAUUUAUUUUCUAUUUGUGUACAGAACACUUAGGGUAUGUAACUGUCUAUCCAUACGUGUAAGAUCCUGUAUGUAACAGCAUCACAAAGCUUUGGGGACAAUGACACAAAGUCCCUCCUUCGAGUUAUGGUUCUGACAUUAUAUGUACGUCUCUAACGCACAUUCCUAAUUUAAUUCUCCUAUGUUCGACUUCUUGAUUUUGCUACAUGGGUAUCACCUCAAGUGUGUCUGUACCUGCAUAAACAGCCAGUAUGUACACACAGAUACAUGUGUUUGUAAGUCAAUAAAAACAUUUCUUAA